GCAGGUCCUCACAGGUGUCCAGUGCUGCCAAAACCAUGUGGAUUACUCUGGUGCUUGCUCUCUGCAGCCUCGCUGCAGCCGUGCCCUCAGAGGACAGGAAGCUGAGUGACAAGGCAACAACGCUGGCCGACCGCAGCACGACGCUGGCCUUCAACCUCUACCACGCCAUGGCGAAAGACAAGAACAUGGAGAACAUCCUGCUGUCCCCUGUGGUGGUGGCCUCUUCCCUCGGCCUCGUGUCCCUCGGGGGCAAAGCCACAACCGCCUCCCAAGCCAAGGCGGUGCUGAGCGCAGACAAACUGAACGACGACUAUGUGCACAGCGGGUUGUCCGAGCUCCUGAAUGAGGUCAGCAACAGCACAGCCCGUAAUGUCACCUGGAAGAUCGGCAACCGCUUAUACGGCCCUGCCUCCAUCAACUUCGCCGAUGACUUUGUGAAGAACAGCAAGAAACACUACAACUAUGAGCACUCCAAGAUCAACUUCCGAGACAAGAGGAGCGCCCUGAAAUCCAUUAACGAGUGGGCAGCCCAGACCACGGAUGGGAAACUCCCAGAGGUCACAAAAGAUGUUGAGAAAACCGAUGGGGCCCUCAUUGUCAAUGCCAUGUUCUUCAAGCCUCACUGGGAUGAGAAGUUCCAUCAUAAGAUGGUAGACAACCGUGGCUUCAUGGUGACCCGUUCCUACACCGUGGGUGUUCCCAUGAUGCAUCGUACAGGUCUCUACAAUUACUAUGAUGAUGAGGCAGAGAAGCUCCAGGUGGUAGAGAUGCCACUUGCUCACAAGCUCUCCAGCAUGAUCUUUAUCAUGCCAAACCACGUGGAGCCUCUCGAGAGGGUUGAGAAACUGCUGAACAGGGAGCAGCUGAAGACCUGGGCUGGCAAGAUGAAGAAGAGAUCAGUGGCCAUCUCACUGCCUAAAGUCGUCCUGGAAGUCAGCCAUGACCUUCAGAAACACUUGGCUGAUCUGGGCCUGACGGAAGCCAUUGACAAAACCAAGGCUGACCUCUCAAAGAUCUCUGGCAAGAAAGACCUUUACCUGUCCAAUGUCUUCCAUGCUGCUGCUCUUGAAUGGGACACAGAUGGGAACCCCUACGAUGCUGACAUCUACGGCCGAGAGGAGAUGAGGAACCCCAAGCUCUUCUAUGCUGACCACCCCUUCAUCUUCAUGAUCAAGGACAAUAAGACCAACUCCAUCCUCUUCAUCGGCAGGCUCAUGAGGCCCAAAGGCGACAAGAUGCGUGAUGAGUUGUAGUUAGGGUUUUUUUUUUCCAGAGCUUUGGUUUGUGUGUUUUUAGCGGGGGAUUUCAAAAAAAGGGGAAACACUUUAUUUUGUAUCCUUCUCGAACUAUGGGUGCUAUUCAGACCAGGGUGCAUUGGGAUGAGAAACCAGCAUACACUUUACCUCACCCC
Messenger RNA from Mesitornis unicolor (brown roatelo), 1411 nucleotides. RefSeq names its product serpin peptidase inhibitor, clade H (heat shock protein 47), member 1, (collagen binding protein 1) (gene SERPINH1). The transcript has 4 exons. The record is from RefSeq and is a predicted model, not a curated record. Gene Ontology annotation, cellular component: endoplasmic reticulum. Gene Ontology annotation, molecular function: collagen binding; serine-type endopeptidase inhibitor activity. NCBI's taxonomy places the organism in Eukaryota, Metazoa, Chordata, Aves, Mesitornithiformes, Mesitornithidae. Bases 36 to 1253 code for a protein of 405 amino acids. Gene Ontology annotation, biological process: collagen fibril organization; negative regulation of endopeptidase activity.